This is a messenger RNA of Prinia subflava (tawny-flanked prinia), 1079 nucleotides long. RefSeq names its product chromatin target of PRMT1 (gene CHTOP). The coding region runs from base 205 to 945 and encodes 246 amino acids. NCBI's taxonomy places the organism in Eukaryota, Metazoa, Chordata, Aves, Passeriformes, Cisticolidae. The transcript is spliced from 6 exons. The record is from RefSeq and is a predicted model, not a curated record.
GGGGCGGGAACGGCGCGGGCGCCAUUUUGUCGCGGGCGGCUGAGGGAGAAGCGGCGGCGGCGGCGGCGGCGGGAGCGGGCGGAGCUCAGCGCCAGCCCCGGCCCCGCGCCGGCCCCACACCGGCCCCUCACCGGCCCCGCACUCACCCUCUCGCCCGCUGGAGCCACCGGAGACCUGGCGACCGUGUGCUUCGAUUCUCUGAAGAUGGCUGCACAGUCAGCACCGAAGGUCGUGCUAAAGAGCACCACCAAGAUGUCUCUGAACGAGCGCUUCACUAACAUGCUGAAGAACAAACAGCCGAUGCCGGUGAAUAUCCGGGCUACCAUGCAGCAGCAGCAGCUGGCCAGCGCCCGGAACAGACGGCUGGCCCAGCAGAUGGAGAACAGACCGUCUGUGCAGGCCGCCCUGAAGCUCAAACAGAAGAGCUUGAAGCAACGCCUCGGCAAGAGCAACAUCCAGGCGCGGCUGGGCCGGCCGGCGGGGCCGCUGGCCCGGGGGGCGCUGGGCGGCCGCGGGCUGGCGCUGGGCCAGCGGGGGCUGCCCCGCGGGGCGCUGCGGGGCCGCGGCGGCCGCGCCGUGCUGCGAGGAGGGCUGGCGCUGCGAGGUCAAGGGCUGCUGCGCGGCGGCAGAGGGAUGGCGCCGCGGAUGGGGCUGCGCAGAGGUGGCGUCCGGGGCCGCGGCGGCCCGGGGAGAGGCGGCCUGGGCCGGGGAGCCAUGGGCCGGGGCGGCAUCGGCGGCAGAGGUCGCGGCAUGGCCGGCCGGGGCCGGGGCGGGUUCGGCGGGCGCGGCAGGGGCCGGGGCCGCGGCAGAGGCUCGGCACGGCCCGCGCUCACCAAGGAGCAGCUGGACAACCAGCUGGACGCCUACAUGUCCAAGACCAAGGGACACCUGGACGCCGAGCUGGACGCGUACAUGGCACAGACCGAUCCCGAGGCCGCCGACUGAGGGGCCGGGACUGCCGGGGGUGGGCAAUGGUUCCGUCGGGAGCUGCGCUGGGAAUCCCCGAUGGAAAAUUCAGAUUUAGUGUGUUCUUCGAUGUUUUGAUACUCUCUGUUGUAUUAAACUUUUUUUGGAUUGUU